AUGUGCAUUCUGCUUUGGACAACCGCAUGUGCCAAUAAAGGAUAUCCUUUGAUACUACUCUCCAACCGAGAUGAGUUUUUACAACGCCCUACCCAAACCGCCGGCCCCUGGGAUAAGGAUACAUAUGGGGGGCGAGACUUAGCCCGACCCGAAAAUGGCACAUGGCUCGGGAUCACCCGACGUGGUCGGUUUGCUGGUCUUACCAACAUUCGCGAGGCAACCUCCAUCGCGGCCGUGGGAACCGCUAGUAGAGGGGCCGUUGUUUCGUCCUUUCUAACCUCUUCGGACAGCACUUGCCAAUCAUGGAUAGGCCUAGGGACUCAGGGCCCCAGCGCCGGUCUGGAUAUUGACCAAGUUGGGGGUUUCUCAAUGUUAUGCGGUCAAUUCUCUCGGGACCAACAAAACCGUGUCCAGAUUGACAGCCUUGGGGUGAUCUCAAAUCGGGCAGAGGGACAAAUACAUGAAAGAAAACACGAAAUCAUUGAUCCUACGAAACCGGGAACAUAUGGUCUCAGUAACUCCGCUUUCACAAACCCAUGGCCCAAGGUGGUCAAUGGCGAAACCCUUCUAAAUGAGCUCGUCGAAAAUAUCCAACAUGACAGGCUCACCGACCGCGAGAUAGCACAGAAGGGUUUCGAGAUCCUUACAUCCGAUUCAGUGAGCGAGGACGAGGCAUGGAAAGAUAUGCGUAACAGGUUGGAUCUUUUAAAACAGUCGGUGUUUAUACCAAUGUUCGAGACUCAAAGCUUCGUCAGUCCUAGCGAUGCAACUACAACUGGGCAAGACCACGCGUUGUCAGGGCUCUAUAAUUUCUAUGGUACCCAGAAACAGACCGUUAUAAUCGUUCACGAGUCGGGUGCCGUGAGAUAUGUGGAAAAAACACUCUUUGAUUGGCUGCAGGGAACUACCCAUGCGGCAAAUAACACAGUAGAUAUUAUCUUUGACCUUGAUCUUUGA
Molecule: messenger RNA, 957 nt
Organism: Orbilia oligospora ATCC 24927
Lineage: Eukaryota; Fungi; Ascomycota; Orbiliomycetes; Orbiliales; Orbiliaceae
Exons: 3
Coding region: 1-957 (318 amino acids)
Biological process (GO): Golgi organization; protein secretion
Cellular component (GO): Golgi apparatus
Source: RefSeq, a predicted model, not a curated record